Messenger RNA from Parus major (Great Tit), 5785 nucleotides. It is a transcript of the gene PLEKHD1, whose product is annotated as pleckstrin homology and coiled-coil domain containing D1. The transcript is spliced from 13 exons. Lineage: Eukaryota; Metazoa; Chordata; Aves; Passeriformes; Paridae. The record is from RefSeq and is a predicted model, not a curated record. Bases 2181 to 3692 code for a protein of 503 amino acids.
ACAUAAAGAAAAUGUUAAAAGAGCCCCUAUUACUACAAAUCACUGUGUCCAGACACCAGCAGUUAUUAAAUUCACCUUUCUGCUAUCUACUGCCCUAGAGUUGCUGGCCUGUCACAUGACAAAAGGAAGUUGCUCUUUCCUUCUCCUGUUGACUUUAGGGAACUUGCUGUAACUUCUCAGUCCCUUGCUUGUCUUAGAGGCAUCCAGAGGGAAAAAAAAAAAAUCUCACUUUCUGAUACUCAAAGCUAGAAACUUCUUUACUCUCUUAGUCUGUAUGAGGUAAAAAUACGAAAGAUUUUCACCCUUGUUUUUCAUUCUAUCUCUUCAUGGCAGGUCACUGCUGUCAGAUCUUUGCGGUUUUGUGCGGUACAGUGGCAGGGGCACUGGAUCAUCUUUACAUGGGAGCUCUGUGGCUUUUCAUUCCACAUUUAUAGAGUGAGGCCAGAGGGCCCAGAAUAAUUUUUACCCUUUGUGCAACAAAAUAUGAGGAAAAAUUUUCCCUCUCCUGGUUAUGAGUAAUAUUUCCUUCUUGGUGCUAUGUAUGGAAUGGCAUCUAUAGCAUUAAUGCUUCUCUUCUGCAAUGCAGUGUUGUGUUCAAAAGUUAGAGCUUCGGUGAGAUGGAGGCAUUAUCUGCUGCUCUCUUCUCCUUAAUGUCACUCUGAGAUGGGACAUGCCCUGUCUGGGACCAAAAGGUUGGUGAAAGCCAGGGUGAGAGAAAGUAACAAAUCAUGGAGUUUGCUGACUCAUCUAUUGAUCAACUGUGACUUUUAUCAGGGACCUGCAUCUCUGAUUUCUCUAAUACUGAAUGCAGCCUGUGAACCUGCAUCUCCUCUCUUUAAGAUGCUCUGCAAGUGCCUCUGGCUGUAUAAAGCUUAGUGAGCCCAUGUCCCGUGGUGUCACCUAGCCUGUUGCACAUCCCAGAUUUCUGAUCAGGAAAGGAUUGCAUGCCUGCACUCUGUCUCUUCUGAACAACUGCAUUGGGAAGGGCUGACAUCCAACAAUUACAGCAUCAAAAUCUAUUCACAUAUGAUGGCAAGGGUUAAAUCAGGAGCAGACACCUCAGCAUCUAUGGCAUACAUGCCAUACAGCAUGUACAUGUCUGUUUUGGUUAUAGGAUAUCCCAAAACCUCAGAUGGGAUCCUUCUCUAAAUUCUAAUCCUGGAGGGGAGGCAGGAUGCAGUAAAGAACAGUAUCAUGUUAAACUGCUUCCCCACGGGCAUUACAAAAGACAGGUUCUUUUGGAGAACUGUGUGUAUCUGUGCAGGGGAGAAAAGGUUUCAAGAGAGGAACAAGGACAUAGGGAACCAGAUGAAAAAGCUUGCUGCGGGAGUACUGAGCAGGAGAUGAACAUGGACCUGAGCUGUGUCAUACUCCUAUGUGUCUGUGUUGGGGCCAAGAAGGAGCUGGUACCUAAGAGGCAGGGCAGAGGCUGUUCUUGCCACCUCUCCAAGAUACAGCAAAGGAUGAAGGCAGGCAGAAUUUUCUGCUUUAACUUUGAUCAGCAAUGGCCCUUUAAGGCAGAGCAAGGCGUGCAGUAUGGACACUGCCCAGUCCAAAGCCAGCAGACACGUGAACUCUCCCCAGGUGGGCAGUGCCAGGCUGGCACAGCGAGGCCUCCUCACCCUUCCUGAAGACAGAGGGAGUCUGAUUGAACUUGCUGGCUCCCACUCACUCUGCCCCAAUUUUCCUCAGGACAAAUGAGAAGAACCUGUCUCCAAGCGCAAGAUUUUGGGAAUAUGUGUCAGAGAUGCCUGUAAAACAUCCGUCUUGCCCUAAUUUCUGCAUGGAGUGCUGCAAUGUCGAGUGAAAUAACCUUCCAAGCUGGCUCUGGUGCAGAGGUAUUUUGGCUUAUGUUAUUGCUGAGAGCUUUCUUUCUGAUGAGCUCUUUCUGCCUCUCUGUGUUUCUGAUGUCUGACUCUCUUCGCUCUUCUUUUUCCCUUGGGCUGGGAUGUGUGCUGCUGGCAAUGCAUCAGGAAGUAAUACGCAAUGAGAAAACUCUCAUCAUCUGUGCAUCAGGGAGAGAAUUACUGACUGAGUGCUGAGCAGUCAAGUUAUUGAUUCAAACCAAAGCCCAGUCUCUCUGUCUGCUGGGCUGGUUAUAUCCUGCUGGUUCAUUGCAUUUAAUCGGAUUCCCUGAGCUGCCACGCAGAGGGGGCGAGUUAGAACCAGAUCCAUCUAUAAUGUUCGCUUCAAAAUCCAGUUCUGUGUCCCCUUCUCCGUCCAUGGAACAGGCAGAUUCGGAUGCUCUGGACAUCAGCACCAAAGUGCAGCUGUACGGUGUGCUCUGGAAGAGACCCUUUGGGAGGCAGUCAGCCAAAUGGUCCAGGAGGUUCUUCAUCAUUAAGGAAAGCUUCCUGCUGUACUAUGCUGAGAGUGAGAAGAAGAGUUUUGAAAGCAAUAAAUACUUCAAUAUCCAUCCCAAGGGUGUUAUACCCCUGGGAGGCUGCAUUGUGGAGCCCAAGGAAGAGGCCAACAUGCCUUACGCCAUAAAGAUCUCUCAUGAAGACUUCCAUGGUAACAUUGUUCUAGCAGCCGAAUCAGAGUUUGAGCAGGCUCAGUGGCUGGAGAUGCUACAGGAGUCUGGAAAAGUGACCUGGAAGAAUGCCCAGCUAGGAGAAGCCAUGAUCGAGAGCCUGGAAGCUCAAGGACUACAGCUGGCCAAGGAGAAGCAGGAAUAUUUAGAUAAACUAAUGGAAGAAACAGAAGAGCUAUGUCUGCAGAGGGAGCAAAAAGAGGAACUUGAGCGUCUGAACCAGAUCCUGGAAGCAGAGAAGCAGCGUUUUGAAGAGGUGGUGCGGGAGCUGCGGCUGGAGCAGGAGGAGAUCAGACGGGAGCUGGAGCUCACAGCCCGCUCCCUUAAAGGAGUGGAGGAAGAAAAGAAAGAGUUGCGAAGCCUGACACAGUCCUUACAGAACACCCUAGAGGAGCUCUCCCUGGAAAAACAACAAAUGCUGGAGAUGCUGGAAGAAAAUGAGAGCCAGAUCCCACCUUCAACCAGCCCCAGCAAAGAGCAAAGCCCCAUCUGGGGUCUGCACUGCAGCCUGCGACAGAUUGAAGAGAAGAUGCAGCAACUUCUGCAGGAGAAACUCUUGGCAGAGAAAAGGAUGAAGGAGAAUGAGGAGCGGUCUCGAGCACUGGAGGAGGAGCGGGAGUUUUACUCUUCCCAGUCGCAAGCGCUGCAGAACUCGCUCUCGGAGCUGACUGCAGAGAAACAGCAGGCAGAGAGAGACCUCAAGGCUGAAGUGAAGGUUCGCAUGGAUCUGGAGAAGAGACUGAGAGAAGCUGAGGAAGCAUUGCAGAGCUUGGAGCAAGGCUUAAAUUCUCUGAAUUGCAACAAGGAGAAAGAGAAGAAGAUGAAAGCAGAUGUCAGUAACUUGAGAAAGUUCUUUGAAGAGUGCAUCCGCAACGCUGAGCUGGAGGCCAAGAUGCCUGUGAUCAUGAAGAACUCUGUGUACAUCCACAAGGCUGCCACUCGCCGCAUAAAGAGCUGCCGCUUCCGCUGCCGGAGAACCAGCGCUUCAUGGAACGACAUGAAACAGUCGCAGUCCUUCAUCUUCUCGCAUGCAGAAGCUGAAAACAUUGAGGAGCUGAAAGAAGCAGCCAAAAGACUGAGCCGGGACCAGCGCUUUAGGAAAACCAUCUAUCAAAUCAUGAGGUCACAAAAGGAUUCUGCUGCAGGGGACAAAAAGUGACUCUUCUUGGGAGGGGGCUGCUGAGAUCAACCUGCCAUUCCGCUCUGCAAAAGUUACAGCCUUGGGCACUAGGCCCAGAAGGGAGAUGUGGUAUUUGGUGGGGAAGGUGGGAGAGAGUUGUGUGUAGGCAAUCCCUUCAGUUUUUGGCUUUGCUUUAGUUUGAGUGCUCCCUGCAGCCUGGCAGACCUUCUCUGCUGAUCACUCCAGACCUGUUUGCUUCAGCUGCUUAAAUUCAGCCGUGUUUUGCCAAGAUGCCACAGUUGGUAUAAAAGUGAACCAGAGACCGUAGCUUAGGAAGUGUCUCUCCUUUCCUUCCCUGUGUAGUCUGUCUGCCAAACACAAGUGCUUCUGAGGAAGCCUUUAGCAGCCUAUGUCCCAGCUAGUGUAAUCUCCUCAGCUGAGCACAGCUCACCCUGUUCUGCCUGAUCCCCUUUAGGAGAUGGCUCGCUGCACAUCCUCAGUCAAUCAGCACUUUGGUGGGGCACGUUUCCUGAAGGCUGCAGCAGUCCCAGCCUCCCGAGCAUAGGCAAAAGUAUCAAACACAGGGCCAAACUUUUUGUCUUGAUGCUACAUCAUUUCAAGCAAACAGCAACAACACAAGGUGAAGACAACAGGGGGAUGCUGUGGAUUUGGGUCCAAGGAGGAUCAAGUACAGAGAAAAGCUUAUAGGCAACUCAACGGCAUCGAUGCAAGCUUGAGAGAGGGUUCUGUUGUGUUCAUGGUGGGCAGAACAUUCCAGGGCCACCUAUGCACAUUUUUUGCACUGGGAUGUCUAGCUGUGUCAGAACAGGGGAAUAUGUGCAAGGAAAGGUGGUAGCUAUUGGCUAUCUAUUCCUCAGUGUGAAGAAGCCUUUGUCUCAGUUUUGAUGGCUUCCUCAAUACCUCUGUAAAAUGAUUUUGAGGGCAGGAGGGUGAGGACUGUCCAGCAACAAAACCCAUUACCACUUCAGGCAGGCUGUCAGGGCUGUGGAAGAGGAGUACAGGAGAGGAGUCACUUUGUUGUGGAGCCCCUUGCAGCCUCUCCCACCUAUUUUAAGGAAGAAGUUGGCUAAUAAUUACCUGUGCUGUAGAAAAAGCACUGCCUGGUGCAUACAGAGCACAGGAUAAGCACAUUCUGUUUUCUCCUGCAUAUUAAUUGGGAAAUAAAGAAAGAGACAAUACAAAGGUGAAUAAAGUUAGCAGCAGAAAUACGGCUAGGGGGUGGUAAAGUGCAGAUUUACUGUACCUUUCAUGGCAUCAGGACCCCUGGGUAUUUUGUAUGUCCAGUGACACACAGAUAGUUGCUUUGCUACUGUCCCAUUCAGACUGUGGCAGUGUCCGCUCACAGCCUUUGGCUUCUGGCCACCUACAUAAUUCCCUACCAACUGAGUGUUGUUCCUAGGGAGAAGUCAAAAAUGAGGCUGGGAAGCAAACCUUGGCUUACCAGCCAGAGGAGAGGGGUUAAUGCUGGGUGGAGGAGCAUCCUGUGAUGGAGUGAUCCUCCUGGAUGGAAUCCCUGUAGUGUGACCAGAGGAAAAGCUUUGAAAGCACAGCCUGUACUUCCCAUUUCAGUCAGUUGCUGACUAGUAUCCUUCUGCCAGGCAUUUGGGAGGGUUAAUCCAAUCAGAAGAUCCAUCUCUGAAGGCUGAUAUUUUUGUGAUAACAGGUGAUAUGGUAGGAGAAGAUAGUUUCCAUCCUUCCUUAGCAUACCAAAUCCUUCUGUGGUUUACCUACUUGUGUUUAUAUGCUAGAAAGCCACAAAUGAAUUCUUGCUCCUACAAGGCUGAAGGGCUGUGAUAAAACAAUACAGAAAUUAUUUUUUUUUUCCUUUAUGCUGUUUCCAAACCAUCUCUAGCUAUUUUCCAGUUACAAGGUCUCUAUUAGGUGAUGCUGGAAGGGACAGAAUAGAGGUUAGCUAGGGAAUGCAUCUGUAAUGCAGGCAGUUAGGAAAAUCACCCUGUGGCCUGUGAACACAGCAUUUUUGUUCUAUUACCAUCAAAGCCACAAUAUCUGACUCUUCAAAAGUAUUGUAUGCAGGAGGUAGCCACAUCAGGUCUUCCUUUACUGUUCAUAUUGACAGCAAUAAGUAAAUAAAAGUUAUGCUGACACUAGAA